Bombus impatiens (common eastern bumble bee) is the source of this 4686-nucleotide messenger RNA. RefSeq names its product voltage-dependent calcium channel subunit alpha-2/delta-3 (gene Ca-Ma2d). Gene Ontology annotation, cellular component: voltage-gated calcium channel complex. Gene Ontology annotation, molecular function: voltage-gated calcium channel activity. Bases 926 to 4564 code for a protein of 1212 amino acids. The record is from RefSeq and is a predicted model, not a curated record. The transcript is spliced from 15 exons. Lineage: Eukaryota; Metazoa; Arthropoda; Insecta; Hymenoptera; Apidae.
CCUGCAAGAAAAAAGGGCAGCGUGGUCAAGGUUUUACGCAAACGCAAUCGUGUGGUUCGCAUCGUCGUUUUGGAUGUUUACGAGGGAUACCGAAUUAGGGCUGCGGUGGGUUCCCCGAGGUCGAAUCGGUUUGUUGAUUUCAACGUAGAUCGUGAACCGAACAGUAUGCAGUAUUUCGAAGAAUUGAUCGAUGAUACGGCUCACUUUACAAAUCGCUCUGUACAAACUUUAUAUACACAAGUCAUCUAUCUUAUCAUUUCAUUAUACGUAUACCUCGGAGACUUUAAAUAAAAAGAAUUUGGAACUGAGGAUAUUCGAGGAUGGUCUACUAGGAAAAGAAGGUUGACCAAGCUGUGAGGUGAUUGGUCGGCUGGAAUCACCAGACUUUCGAGCACAUACACAAUAUUCUACCGCACAACCACCGUUCAGUGGUUGCGUGUGAUAAGGUAUUGAAUAGUCUCAGCAAGCAGCAACGAUGCAGCAAUUUUGCUGAUUGCAAACACGUACGCGGAUUUAAUGGGUUGUGCUAUUUCGAACACAUGACCGAUAAAAAGGAUUUCCUAUGGCUGAUUAAUACUCACACACGUGUAGAACAAGUAUUUGGAAGCGUAGUCAUGAUCCUAACCGAGAGCUACAAUUUUAUAAAUAUACGGGACCACGCGAAGGAAACAACGUGGUGGAAGACCGAGUUUUGUGAUUCGUUGGUUUACGAGACGACGCACCGUUCAUGUACCAAAAAUAAGCGAGACAUCUUGCCUUUGCCGGUCUCUCGAGAUUCAGAAGACUUGAAGAUACUAAGAUAGAGGCAAACGUGCAGCCGCUGAUUCAGAUUCACAAGGUAUAGAAAACAAAACGGAAUGAUGGGUUUGCGAUACCUCUUCUGCGGUUAAAUCGUGGUGUAACGUGAAUCUCCAUCUCUCGAACAAUGCGACAGAGAUUCAAUAUCCGUUGGAUCAUUCUCACCAUUUGCUUCCUACUAUGCACCGGCUGCUUGGCUAAAGACGGGUACAUAGUCACGCGAUGGGCAGAGACCUUGGGCGACGAAUUAUGGGAACUUGCAGAAAAGGUGGCGCGACCCGAAGAGUUAUUAAGCAAAUACAAAGCGAUGAACACGCGAGUGGAAAAUAAGUCCGGGGAGGAGUUGGUGAACAUAAUCAGCGAGAACGUCGGUAGGAUGCUCCGAAGGAAGAUGGACGCGGUGACCUGCAUCCGGAUGGCGGCUGAGGAACACGCAGAAAACUGGGAGAACGAUGAGGAGGAGGGGAAUUUCACUUACGUGUCCGGAAAAUAUAGUCCAGUGAACAAGGAGUUACCAAAGAUUCCAUCGAAUAUGGAAAAAAACAUCGAUGCUUACAGAAAAAUGCUGCUAACGCCUGAUUCACACUUUUACAAUAUACCAGUAAAUACAAGCUUUUCGUCAGUGCAUAUACCUACAAACGUGUACGACAUGUCACCAGCGGUGAUCGAGGAUAUAAAGAAAACCGAGAUCCUUGACAAUAUCUUCCAACAAAACUACGAGUCAGAUCCGGCUUUGUCUUGGCAAUAUUUCGGCUCUGUCACGGGAAUGUUGAGACAAUAUCCUGCCAUGCAGUGGAAGAUGGAUCCUACGCAGGACGGCAAAGGGGGAGAGGAAGAAGAUGAAGAAAAGCCUGACAUUUAUGAUUGCAGAGUACGUAGCUGGUUCAUCGAGGCAGCGACUUGUAGCAAGGACAUGGUAAUACUGAUGGAUACCAGCGGCAGCAUGACGGGCAUGGGAAAGACUAUUGCAAGGACAACAGUGAACGCAAUAUUGGAUACUCUUUCAAAUAAUGAUUUCGUGACUGUAUUGAGCUAUACAAACGUGACAUACGAUGUGGUGCCCUGCUUCAAAGACAUGCUAAUCCAGGCUACUCCAGAAAAUGUGUACACUUUCAAGAAUGCUAUAGCAAAUGUUAAAACAGAAGGACUCGCUAAUCUAACAGAAGCAUUCACUAGAGCUUUCAACCUACUAAGCACAUACAGAGAAACACGCGGGUGUGGUGCAGACACAUCGUGCAAUCAGUUAAUUAUGCUUGUCACGGAUGGUGUUCCUGGAAAUCUGACAGAAGUAUUCAGAACAUGGAACUGGCGAGAUAAUGACACACACAUUCCUGUACGAGUAUUCACAUAUCUUUUGGGAAAAGAAGUUACCAAAGUUCGAGAAAUUCAAUGGAUGGCUUGUCUAAAUCGCGGCUACUAUACGCAUGUUCACACACUAGAAGAAGUUCGGGAACAAGUGCUGAAAUACAUUCCCGUGGUCGCACGACCCAUGGUUCUUCAGGAUGUGGUGCAUCCUGUCGUUUGGACCCAUGCUUAUGCGGACAUUACGAAUCCAGCACUCGCCACUUGGCUGUGGCUGGUGAUGCAGCACAAGGAGCAACAAUCACGGCUUCAGAAACUUCUGAAAGGAAAACGUCUGGGCGUUCGAAUAAAUGAGGACGAUACCUACAUACAGAAGCUCCACAAGAGUGAGGACGUUCGACAGGAUGCAUCUCUAUUGAACACGACAGCUUGGCAGGAGUACAGGCUCCUUACAUCCGUCAGCACGCCAGUGUUCGACCGUAAAGGGAAUCGCAACAAUCGGACAAGAAUAGCGAAUUUACUAGGUGUAGCCGGCACGGAUGUACCAAUUGACGACAUUCGAAAGCUUACAUUGCCAUACAAGCUGGGCGUGAAUGGAUAUGCUUUCAUCGUGUCCAACAACGGAUAUGUGAUACUGCACCCAGAUUUGAGACCCGUUUACAAAGGCACAUUAAAGCGCAAUUACAACAGCAUAGAUCUCACGGAAGUGGAGAUCUUGGACGAUGGUCGUGGCCCAAGGAACCCCGGGCCAGAGGUGCUGGAACUACGAGCCGCGUUGGUGGACCACAAAAAAGGCAGCUUAAAAGGAGUACCCGUGAAAUUGCAUUACGACGACAACCGUCGUGUGUCUCUCGAAAGACGUGACUACUUCUACGCGCCUCUUCCUGGAACGCCCUUUGGCCUUGCGGUCGCUAUACCCAACUAUGGCACAACUUGGAUCAAGGUUGGAGACGAAAUCCGGAGGAACCAGAACUUGAAGGUGAAUAUCUCCGACUUCUUUAUGGGCAACAACUGGCGAGUACACCCCGGUUGGGUAUACUGUCGCUUUCACUAUUUAGAGGGUCACGAAUUCAACAGUCCCGAACAAGAGUUGAGACACUUCCUGGACCUGUUAAAUAAGCCUGGCUGGCGUUGGUCUGAACAGUACGAAAAUGAAACUGACCAUGUUCCUAACUGUGGUAGACGGACUUUGUCACAGGAUGAUUAUUAUUGUAACAAGGAAUUGAUGCAGCUGUUAGUUUUCGAUGCAAAAGCAACGAAUGCCAGCUUCAAUAGCGAUUUUGUAUUGGAUGAUCCCCGAGCGCGACAGUUAGCAGAAGAUUAUGGAAUUUUUUUAAGAUUCGUCGCCACUCAGAGUGGUUUAACUAGGUGGCAUCAUUUAGAUACAAACAACUUACCCGAAGACGAUGAUGGCAUCGUUUUUGGUGAUCUUCACAGGAGAGCUGUAAACGAACCUUGGUAUAAAGGUGCCAUUUUCCAAAAUAUUUUAGAUCCUAACAGCAUAUCUCUGUCAGUUCCUUGGGAAGCAGGAGUAAAUGCUACAGUAACAGCUUCGAUUGGAAUAUUCCCUAAAGACGACCGCAAAACUGCACCAGCAGCAGUAAUCGGUUUUCAAAUGCCAAUGAAGGAUCUUUAUAAGAAAUUUAUUAAUCUAACUUCCGGCCAAACAAACUCAACCUUGAUAAACUGCGGCAAUUUAUGGAUAGAUUGUUACUUGCUCGAUCAGAAUGGCUUCAUCGUGAUAUCAGAAGCGCACAACGAUACCGGUCAGUUCAUGGGGACACAGGAGGGUGCAGUGAUGAAUUCCAUGGUCGGCCAGGGUCUCUAUGAUCCUGUCGAUAUUUACGAUUAUCAAGCCUGGUGUGAGGAAGUUCGCAUCAGCGGUGCGGCCACCUCUCUGACGGACCCGCUGAUGUACAUCUGGAAACUGUUGCUCUGGUUUCUGUUACGUGUGACGUGGUUCACGACCCAGUUCGUGAACUUGCCAGUCGGUUAUGCCAAAGUCCAUUUCGAUGAAGACGCCCCGGACCCGCCGCCCCCGCCUCGCCCUUGUCUCUAUCAUUAUCCUUGCGACCAGAAAAGGGUACUUUAUAUGAUGAACAACACGAUCGCUGGCCAGGGCAUCACGAAUCAUUCGGAUUAUUGUUCAAGGCCGUUCUAUGCUCGUAGGGUCCCGCAUACAAAUUUAUUAUUGGUGGUCGUCGAUGCUAUGUAUCCAACCUGUUACAAGAGAUUAGAGGUAACACCGGUGACAAUUUCUCCGCUUGAAUACACGAACGGCUCGGAAAGCGCGCCUUGCCAUAAAAUUCCACUAAACGACCUUAAAAGGAGGCGUCUUGAGGGCUGCUUCACGGAGCACCCCUUGGAGUAUGAGAUCGAGGACUGCGGAGGGGCAUCACAACUGACUGUAUCUUUGCUAUUAUUUUCUACCGUUGUAGCUAGAAUCUUAUAUACAUUUAUAUAAUUGUUUAAAACAAGAAGGUUAUGGAUUCGUUUGACGAUAUUGAUUGCCUUGAGUACGAUGCGAAUUACAGUAUAUAAAUGAUAUGAUAAUAGUAACGUUGAUAUUUAUUGUGUCGAACCUUA